UAUCUUUCAGCUAUUUUCAAGCUGCCCAUGAACACUCAAGAGUGUUGAGCCUCAGUCCUUCGCUCUCAUUUUGUGUGUAGACCAUGACAGUUUCAGCAGCUCUACAGUUGCACUAUUCAAUUGGCAGUGCUGCAAGUGGGUUGAUGAGAUGGUUCCCUAAAAUGUCCCGAGGAAAUGGCACAGUCCUAUAUAUCUCCUUUGUUUUUUAAAAAAACUCCUAUCAUCAGCACUGUCGAGGUGGGAAAUUUUCUGUUUGGCUGUUUGAUUUAACACGCCAUUCAGGCAACUGGAAGAUCCAGCGCCCCCUGAGAUCUGCAAGGAACUCUGGUCCCACGCUUUCCUUUAUCCUCUCUAUUUGUUCUCACAAAUGAACAUCCACAUGGGAGAGCAGAACUAGGGGAGAAAAUCUGAUGUUAAUGUAACUGAGGGUGUCAUCUUUAUCACUGCAAAACUGUGGGUGCACAGGCAGAGAAGAUAAUGGAUCCAGUACCUUUAUAAUGGUUUCUAGCAGAAGUGCUGUCCUGGGAGGCCCCUCUGUUCCCGGGCUCCUUCAUGACAAAGGUCUGUCUUUGCAGCUGAGCGAUGCUGCCUGUCUGGGUGGGAUCUCAUGGAGCUGCGGGAGCAUCACCUGCUCUUUCUGGCUCCCACCAUCCUUUUUGCCAGCUCCUCCUACAGCCUUUUGUGGCAAAUGUUUUCUUAGUAAAGGGUGACUUGUCCUCCUUGUUUGCAAGUGGAUACUCUGUACCUGGGAAUGAUCUGCAUCAUGUAUGACAGUUUGGUAAUAUUUAUACUGACAAGCCCAUAACAAUGGUGUUGAUGUCCCUUUUCACCUUUCUGUAACGAGAUGAGACAGACACCCUCUUGCUAAUUGUGUUAAAAUAUGGUGGGCUUUAUCUUGCCCUCUGCAGUCACAGCAACCCUUGACCACCCCCAGCUGUGAAAAAGUGACUGUUUCAAUGUCUAGGGGGGCACACCCAUGACACUUGGAGUUAGGAUCUAGGAGCCCAAGACUGAUCUACCCCCUUGUCCUGAGGUGAAAGAACAAGCGGUGAUGAUGAUGGCAGGGUUCCGUCCCCUCAACCUAGGGGUCAUCAGCGUAGUGGCAUAGCAGAGCUCAUACAAAUCUUUUUUCUCUCUCUAAACAAGUUUACCGGAGGGCAGGACACUCUGCAUUAGCUGCCCAUCUUGUGUUCUUGAUUCUUUUUCUUCUUGUGAGCACAAAAUAGCCAUGUGUACAGCUAGGUUUGGAGAAAGGAGUGGCUGAGGUACUGAGAGUGUGCUCCUCAGAUUACUUAGCUUGUUAUUGACAGGUAUGUCAAUAUUGUUAUUACUUUUAGCUUAGUAUUGACAGGUACAUUAUUUAAAGUUCUAUUUCAGUGCACGUAGGAAGGGAUGGCGUACAGAUGGUCUGUUGUUUGCCAGUUCUGCUCAUCUCUUCUCCAUGCAUCAAUUCAACUUGCUAAUUGCAGUGUUGAAACACAAUUUGAUCACCUGGAUCACUCCGCUCCGAGUCAAACCAGGUUAAUAAAACUGGUGACCAAGGGUUUGCAGAAACCUUCUGUCUGGAAAAGUGUGUGGUGCUGUAGCAUGGCUCAUAUUCCUCUUAGCAAUGACUGCCUUUCAGUAUCAGCUGAAGGAAACACAGUAAGGCAAUUGAACGCUUUCCAGCGUGCCCCAGAUUUGCUACAAGUGAACACCCAAGAGAAACCGGGUUUAAACUAUUCUGAUAAUGGGAACUCAAGGAGCUUUUUCAAGUUGACUUUGGGGAGUGACAUCACAAGGCUUGAACAAGCUGUGGUUGAGAGGACACCAAGAUGGGAAGGAAAGGAGGAGCGGAAGAAAAUGAUGAAACCAGUUGCCAGGGUGGAGGAAGCCAAAGAGAAUCUGACUGUGAAACUAUCCCCGCGGUUGGAGAGAAUCAAGAAGACAACAGUGAAAACAGUCCCUAGGGUACAGGGGAAUAAGGAGAAAACAACAGUGAGACCAGCCCCAGAGGGGGAAGAAGCCAAGGAAAAGAGAUUAGUGACACCACUUUCCAGGGUGGAGGGAGCCAAGGAGAAGGCAACAGUGAAACCAUCCUCUGGGGUGAAGGGAGCUCCUGAAAACAACAUAUCCAAAGACCAAACAAAGCCAAAAUUGCCUCCUGCAUCAGUGAAAACUGUAAGACCUGUUCCAAGGGCUGCUGCAGUGACAGAAAAGAAGACACUGAGGGCUGCUGACUUCAAGUCUGAGCCGCGGUGGGAUUUUGAGGACAAGUAUCUGUUGGACAAGUCAUCUCCACCAUCGACCUGCUCUGAAUCAGUGAAAGCCAAAGCUGCCAAGUCUGACUGGCUGCGAGAUCUUUUCCUGCCCAACAUCAUGCUCUUCACAGACAAGAGAUACUUCAAUGACAGUGAGUGGAACCGCCUGGAACAUUUUGCACCUCCAUAUGGCUUCAUGGAGCUGAAUCGUUCACUGGUGGAGGAGGUCAUGUCCCUGCUGCCCCCGAAUCCUCACCAGCAGCUGCUCCUGGCCAACAGCAACAGCAGCACACCGACAUGUAUCAGCUGUGCUGUUGUGGGGAAUGGAGGAAUAUUGAAUAACUCUGGGAUGGGCCAGGAGAUUGACUCCCAUGACUAUGUCUUCCGGGUGAGCGGAGCUGUAAUCAAAGGUUAUGAAAAAGAUGUGGGAACAAAAACCUCCUUUUAUGGAUUCACAGCCUACUCCCUAGUGACCUCUCUCCAGAUCUUGGGGCACAGAGGGUUCAGCAACAUCCCACGGGGAAAACAUGUCAGGUACAUUCACUUCCUGGAGGGAGCUAGAGACUAUGAAUGGAUGAAGGCUCUUCUGCUGAACAAGAACAUCAGCAAAGGAUUCUUGAGCGACUAUGGGCAUAGGCCCCGGGAGAGAUUUGAUAAAGAUUUCACAAUGGAGAAAUACCUGGUGGUUCACCCUGAUUUCCUCAGAUACAUGAAAAACAGGUUUUUAAAAUCUAAAACUCUGGAAAAGCCCUACUGGCGGCUGUACAGACCCACAACAGGGGCCUUCCUGCUGCUGACAGCCCUCCACCUCUGUGACCGGGUGAGCGCCUAUGGCUACAUCACGGAGGGUCAUGAGAAGUACUCGGAUCACUACUAUGACAAGGACUGGAAACGUCUGAUUUUCUACACUAACCAUGACUUCAACCUGGAGAAGCAGGUGUGGAAAAAGCUUCACGAUGAGAACAUCAUGAAGCUUUACCAGAGAUCCUGAUUGUGUGGCAAGGGCCAUUGCCUGGGAAAUCUCAACACUACCUCACUGGGAACAGAAGAGGACCACCAGAGCCAAGGUUAGCUCUGGACUUCCAGGCACAUUUCAUCCUCACAAAGAUAUUUCCCUCCUUCAGCACCUCUGUUCUCUUACAAUGUUUCUACAAAUGUGCAAAUGCUACAAGAGCAGAAGAGCAGCAAGAAAAUGCAGCACGCCAAGAAACAAGUCCCAUCUGUCUAUGCUGCAAGACUGUUGCUGAUGGUUGUAGGCACUGGUAUUGGGAAAGAAGAAUCCGGGAUGGAUCUGGGUAGCAUAUGGUCCAGUGUCCUGUAUCUUCGUCCAGGUUGUCUCUCUUUGCAAGGAGGUGCUCCUCAGGCUGGGGCUACUUCUGUUAUGGGUAGAUCCUCUCUGUUAGUGGUGCUCGUUCUUGGAGUUGGGUGUAUUGUCUAAGCAAGCUCCCUCUGCAGCCAGUGGAUGGAGGUGGACACACACAUCCUGUCUCAGGUUGACUUAAUGCCUGGAGGUGCUGCUUUCACUCUCCUCUCUGCAAAUAAAAGGGAUGGACUGGACACUUCCAGGUGACUAAUUUGAGAGGGAAUGUGUCUUGCUUCUGCUUCCCAGUGUGGCCUCAUCAUGACACCUCUGAAGGAGCACCACCAUCAGCUCAAGGACAGGUAAAUGCUUUCCAUGGUGCAGCAGGCAUGCUGGACUUGGUGCCUCUUGCUCUGGGGCUCCCCUGGCUGCAGGACACGUGAACGUGAUGUCACAGUCCUGGUGUGCCGAGUCUCUGCUUAGCUGGGCUUUGGCAUGCUUGGCUCCCAGCUAUGCCACGAGGGUUGUGCUUGCUCUCUUGCCAAGGGAGAUCCUCCAAGUCCAGGGAUGGAUGCUGUCUGUCCUCACUGCUGGCUGGCAUGCCUGUCCCCCAUCGUGCUGAGAGGGACCUGGUUGCAGCCAGCAAGCCUGCAGCAUAUUUGCCUUCUGAAAGGGGUUUUGCAAGUAAAAUAAAUGGCACUACUUUGGCCAAGCU
Messenger RNA from Grus americana (Whooping crane), 4255 nucleotides. RefSeq names its product ST6 N-acetylgalactosaminide alpha-2,6-sialyltransferase 1 (gene ST6GALNAC1). Bases 1393 to 3231 code for a protein of 612 amino acids. Gene Ontology annotation, molecular function: alpha-N-acetylgalactosaminide alpha-2,6-sialyltransferase activity. The transcript is spliced from 10 exons. NCBI's taxonomy places the organism in Eukaryota, Metazoa, Chordata, Aves, Gruiformes, Gruidae. The record is from RefSeq and is a predicted model, not a curated record.